Myotis brandtii (Brandt's bat) is the source of this 1556-nucleotide messenger RNA. RefSeq names its product BLK proto-oncogene, Src family tyrosine kinase (gene BLK). The coding region runs from base 192 to 1556 and encodes 454 amino acids. Gene Ontology annotation, biological process: protein phosphorylation; cell differentiation; cell surface receptor protein tyrosine kinase signaling pathway. Gene Ontology annotation, molecular function: ATP binding; signaling receptor binding; non-membrane spanning protein tyrosine kinase activity. The transcript is spliced from 13 exons. Gene Ontology annotation, cellular component: extrinsic component of cytoplasmic side of plasma membrane. The record is from RefSeq and is a predicted model, not a curated record. NCBI's taxonomy places the organism in Eukaryota, Metazoa, Chordata, Mammalia, Chiroptera, Vespertilionidae.
GCCUGCCACCUCUGCCGGGUGCUUGCCAUCGUCAGGAAGCCACGAGCUGCGUGAACUGAUUGAGACCGCUGAGAUGGGCUUUUCCUUUAGGAUUGCAUCAGCCGUUGCUGGAUGUGGUUAGAAGGCUGCUAAACCACAAGGAUGCUGGGAUUUGAAGAGCUAUGGUGACAAGCCACUGAGCAUUGCCAAGGAUGGGAGUGGUGAGCAGCAAAAAGCAGGUCAAGGAGAAGAGUAAGGGCCAAUGGAGCCCUGUGAAGGUCAGCGCCCACAGCAGAGAGCCCCCACCACUGCCACCCCUGGUCCUGUUUAACCAUCUGGCUCCUGCACCUCCCGACACACACCCGGAUCAAGAAGAGCAUUUCGUGGUGGCGCUGUAUGACUACGUGGCAGUGAAUGACCGUGACCUGCAGAUGCUGAAAGGGGAGAAGCUGCAGAUCCUAAAAGAGUCUGGAGACUGGUGGUUGGCCAAGUCUCUCAUCACGGGAAGAGAAGGCUACGUGCCCAGCAACUUUGUGGCCCAAGUAGAGACCCUGGAAGUGGAAAAGUGGUUCUUUAGAUCAAUUAGCCGGAAAGAUGCCGAGAGGCAGCUUCUGGCUCCAAUCAACAAGGUGGGCUCCUUUCUCAUCAGAGAGAGCGAAACCAACAAAGGUGCCUUUUCCCUGUCUGUGAAGGACGUGACCACCCAGGGGGAGGUGAUCAAACACUAUAAGAUACGCUCCCUGGAUGAAGGGGGCUAUUACGUCUCCCCCCGAAUCACCUUCCCCACACUCCAGGCCUUGGUGCAGCACUACUCUAAGAAAGGGGAUGGCUUAUGCCAGAAGCUGACCCAACCCUGUGUGAGCCUGGCUCCCCAGAACCCCUGGGCCCAGGAUGAAUGGGAAAUCCCCCGGCAGUCUCUCAAGCUGGUCCGGAAACUCGGAUCUGGGCAGUUUGGCGAGGUCUGGAUGGGUUAUUACAGAAACAAUGUGAAGGUGGCCAUCAAGACCCUGAAGGAGGGAACCAUGUCUCCGGAGGCCUUCCUGGGCGAGGCCAACCUGAUGAAAACUCUCCAGCAUGAAAGGCUGGUUCGUCUCUAUGCCGUAGUCACCAAGGAGCCCAUCUACAUCGUGACCGAGUACAUGGCCAGAGGAUGCUUGCUGGAUUUCCUGAAGACGGAUGAAGGCAGCAGAUUGUCCCUCCCAAGACUGAUCGACAUGUCGGCCCAGAUUGCCGAAGGAAUGGCGUAUAUUGAGAAAAUGAACUCAAUCCACCGUGACCUCAGGGCGGCCAACAUCCUGGUGUCUGAGACGUUGGGCUGCAAAAUCGGUGACUUUGGCUUGGCCCGGAUCAUCGACAAUGAAUACACCGCCCAAGAGGGGGCCAAGUUCCCCAUCAAGUGGACUGCCCCGGAGGCCAUCCAUUUUGGGGUGUUCACCAUCAAGGCGGACGUGUGGUCAUUUGGCAUCCUCCUGAUGGAAAUCGUCACGUACGGGCGGGUACCCUACCCAGACAGCCCUCCAUGUGCCUGGAGUGUCCAAAUGUGUGUCAGAAUGGAGUCUCGAUGGUGGGGACAGUAA